AUCUUACUAUAUUAAAAACGAGUUUCCAACCGCUAUAUGUGAUAAUGAAAUCAUUUCCGCAAUUGACGUCACCGACUUUCCGAGCCAAUACCUUGUUCCCGAAAUCAACAGUGACGUACUCGAAAAGCGAGAUUUCGAUAAUGCAGGUCUCGAUAUAGGCACAAGUAAAACUAUUACUGACUCAAUGGUAACCCAUCUGUUGUUCCGAACACUCGAUCUGGAUUCAUGGCCCUUGAUUGUCAAAUAUAAACCACACUGCGAAUUAAUAAUUGAUGAUGUAUCAGUUUCAGCGGAUCCUGAGUUUGUGAUUAAGAUUGAAAAUUCCUCUUUAAUGGUUAUAGAGUCUGAUAAACGUAAAAAAAUCAGCAAAUCGAAUGGUUUUGGAGAAGCACAACUUGCUGCUGAAAUGCUCUCCCUUGGGGAUGAAAAUAAUCGUCUCGCUGAGGAACAUAGAAAUCAAACUAUAUUUGGUGUUCGUAUCAUCUCUACAUAUGUUACACUCUACAAGACUGUAAUUUCCGCAACAUAUUGGGAGGAGCUUAACAGAGGUUUACCAGAUCAGUCAGUUGUGAUUAAAAGGUGGCCGGGAGCAAAUGGGUUGAGAACUGGUUUCAAUCUUGCAGAGCCAGAUGGGAGGCAAGCAGUGCUGACAGCAUUAGUCAAAAUUCGCCAAUAUCUCCUGCAGUAG
Messenger RNA from Paraglomus occultum, 688 nucleotides. NCBI's taxonomy places the organism in Eukaryota, Fungi, Glomeromycota, Glomeromycetes, Paraglomerales, Paraglomeraceae. The record is from the annotation of a GenBank genome assembly.